Molecule: messenger RNA, 2669 nt
Organism: Pan troglodytes (chimpanzee)
Lineage: Eukaryota; Metazoa; Chordata; Mammalia; Primates; Hominidae
Gene: CD300A
Product: CD300a molecule
Exons: 9
Coding region: 1102-2001 (299 amino acids)
Cellular component (GO): plasma membrane
Molecular function (GO): transmembrane signaling receptor activity
Source: RefSeq, a predicted model, not a curated record
CUGGCACUGGUUCCGGUGGUGCUGGUCGAUCUGGCAGUCACGGUUGGACCGGCAGGUGUAGCUGAGGUUGCGGCGGAUGCUCCGCUUGAAAAAGCUUUUGCAGCCCUCGCAGAGGAGCUGUCAUUAUUGACGUUUUACAGAAGCCACAGGCUUUGCUCAAGUUCAUUCGGUGGUAAGUGGACAAGCCACGCCAGAACUUAGCCUUCUGCUUCUCUGUCUGGCCUGGACGUUCAAGAUUGCAGCAGCGCCUUUUUGGUCAUGGUUGAAUCAAAAAAUAAUUUUUGAGAAACUUUGCAAUGAUCAGGCCACAUAAGCCACCGAAUAUGACGCAUCUCCUGCAUUUUUAUGUUCAGCUCAACAGUGUCAUGAUCCAAAGUGUCUUGGAUCUUUUUUUUUUUUUUUGAGACGGAGUCUUGCUCUUGUCACCCAGGCUGGAGUGCAAUGGCACGAUCUCGGCUCACUGCAACCUUUGCCUCCCGAGUUCAAGUGAUUCUCCUGCCUCAGCCUCCCGAGUAGCUGGGAUUGCAGGUGCCCGCCACAUUUUUUUAUUUUUAGUAGAGACAGGGUUUUGCCACGUUGGCCAGGCUGGUCUCGAACUCCUGACCUCGUGAUCCACCUGCCUCGGCUUCCCAAAGUGCUGGGAUUACAGGAGUGAGCCACCGCGCCCGGCCCCGAAGUGUCUUGGAUCUUAAUGAGGUUUAGUUAAUCUAUGACUGCAUCAUCAUGAAAAUUUCCACAAUGUCCACCAGGCUCUGUCAUUGAAUCUUCCAGCAGCAGAGCCCACAGGUCUCCUUGGCUUCCUGAUACCUUCGUGGGCAAGGCGCCCCUGUGUUCAGAAGGAAGAGGAAAGUGACAAAUUCCAAAAAGAGCCAGAGGGAAGGGUAUUCUUGGGAUCCCAUAGCUGGCACAGGGCUCCAUGUGGAUGGACACUCUGAGCUUGGGGACUGCAAGCUCCCAGGAAUAGAACCAAAAGAAGCUGAACAAGGAAGCAGCGCAGCACCAAGAAAAGCAGAAGUCGGGGCCUCGGAGGCGCUACUCUCCCCUCUGGUCCAGGUGGGGCCUGGAGCUGCUGCAAGUGCCGCCUGUGCUGGGGAAGGGACCAUGUGGCUGCCUUGGGCUCUGUUGCUUCUCUGGGUCCCAGGAUGUUUUGCUCCAAGCGACCGCAGGACCGUGGCGGGCCCUGUGGGGGGAUCCCUGAGAGUGCAGUGUCGCUAUGAGGAGGCACACAGGACCCUCAACAAAUACUGGUGCAGACCACCACAGAUUUUCCUAUGUGACAAGAUUGUGGAGACCAAAGGGUCAGCAAGAAAAAGGAACGGCCGAGUGUCCAUCAGGGACAGUCCUGCAAACCUCAGCUUCACAGUGACCCUGGAGAAUCUCACAGAGGAGGACGCAGGCACCUACUGGUGUGGGGUGGAUACACCGUGGCUCCGAGACUUUCAUGAUCCCGUUGUCGAGGUUGAGGUGUCCGUGUUCCCGGCAUCAACGUCAAUGACACCUGCAAGUAUCACUGCGGCCAAGACCUCAACAAUCACAACUGCAUUUCCACCUGUAUCAUCCACUACCCUGUUUGCAGUGGGUGCCACCCACAGUGCCAGCAUCCAGGAGGAAAAUGAGGAGGUGGUGAACUCACAGCUCCCGCUGCUCCUCUCCCUGCUGGCAUUGUUGCUGCUUCUGUUGGUGGGGGCCUCCCUGCUAGCCUGGAGGAUGUUUCAGAAAUGGAUCAAAGCUGGUGACCAUUCAGAGCUGUCCCAGAACCCCAAGCAGGCUGCCAAGCAGAGUGAGCUGCACUACGCAAAUCUGGAGCUGCUGAUGCGGCCUCUGCAGGAAAAGCCAGCACCACCAAGGGAGGUGGAGGUGGAAUACAGCACUGUGGCCUCCCCCAGGGAAGAACUUCACUAUGCCUCGGUGGUGUUUGAUUCUAACACCAACAGGAUAGCUGCUCAGAGGCCUCGGGAGGAGGAACAAGAUUCAGAUUACAGUGUGAUAAGGAAGACAUAGGCUUUUGUCCUGCCUCGCCAUCGGAGCUCUCAUGGGCCCCAGGAAGUCCAGGGACGGCUCCCUUAUACCUGGCCCACGUCCUUCUCAGCCUGCCCUCGACAACAGUGACCAACAGACAGGUAGCUGGGUUUCCCAGGCCGUCCCUCUGUUGCCAUUAGCUCGAUUGGCUUCCCCGAGGGCCAGCAGGGCUGGGGGCUCCGGGGAGCAGCAGGAAGCACUCCCAGCCACCAGUGCCUGUCACCUCUUUCCCCUUUGCCCCUGCUUCAUCCCGGCUCUGUGUGUGGAGGACAAAGCUUCUUCCUGCGUGGCUCCAGGAAAAGAUGUGGCUCACGUAGGUGGCACCUGCCAAUAGCUUUGUCAAUCACAGCCCCAUAGGAACGUCUGGAAUUGCUUGGGAGUUGGGGAGAACUGUCAAGAAGAGUGAAGAGAGUGCUAAAGCGGAGAUCUGUUCACAUGGGGGCCAUGGAGGGGGGACCCACUAAAGAUCAAGAUCAAAGAUUCUCCCCAUCUCACAGACAAGGAAACUGAGGCCAGAGGGAGGAGAGAAUUGCUCAUGGCUCCAGAACUGGUGGCAAGUUUCUCUGGACUCUUAGGUUUAUUUUUAAUAUGAAAUAUAAAAACCGUUUCAAAUAUCUUAUUGAGGGAGAAGUAAAAACUUAUUUAAACAA